AUGGACAAUAAAGACCGAAGGUCGGUCAGGGACUCGGUAACGCAGUCAGCAGCUCCAUUACCUAGACCCCGUUAUACAUUUGUUGAGAGUGAUAUGUACUCUCUGAACACAAACCAUAGUCGGGAUAGUGAUUUUAGUUUUCUCCAGCCCGAAGAAGGUGAGAUGUACGAUGAGCAUGACGACCAUGAGUCGACCAACGAACAGGCCAAUAUUUUUCAACCUCCAGUACCGCCAAUUUCGUCUCAUCGACGUGGUUCCAAUACAUCUUCGGCCAGAGCACCAUCAGCAGCUUCCAGUACUGGUCCUGCUCAAGCUCUCUAUCAAAAUCAUGCUGCCAACAGCUCACAACAAACUUGGGCCAGUAGCUACCAUACCACCAAGGGAAGCAAUGGCAUGGGUGGUGGUCUCAACCCAAUCAACAGUGCCAGUUUACAUAACGGAUCGUCAACUAUUGUGGCAGAGGAAGGCACAGUUCCUGCCCAUCAAGCCAUCAAAGCAACCACUCCAUUUGACGAUCACCUCGAUCCCGCUCCUAUACCACCACCAGUCAAGCCAUACAGCGGAACAGGCUUUAAUGAGAAAAGUCUCGCAUCAGAUGGGCAGAUUGAUGGUACGGGCAUGCCAGACAAUGGAUCGCCCGAUGGCAAUGGAGCCAGUGGUAAGCGAGGUAAAAAGAAGCUGUGGAUUUUUAUUGGCAUUGUGGCUUUAAUAGCCAUUCUUGCUGCAGUACUAAUACCAAUUGGACUGUUAGUAAUUGGUAAAAAUAACAAAGAUACAUCCAGGACACAGCAAUCGCCAUCUUCAACAUCAGGCCCUAGUUCCACGUCGACUGCCACUAGCGACAACAGCAUACCAUCAUCUGCCAAGGGCACUAUUUUAGAUCCUUCAACUUGGUUAGAUAAGACGGACUUUAAUACUACAUAUACCAAUGCCACUGUCGGUGGACUAUCAAUAAUGGGUCUUAAUAGUACUUGGGACGACAGUGCUCAGGCGAAUCCACAUGUUCCUCCUUUAAACGAGCCAUUUCCAUAUGGCGAACUACCAAUUAGAGGUGUUAAUCUUGGUGGUUGGCUUGUUACUGAACCAUUCAUCACUCCCUCUUUUUUCAGUAACACCAGUAAUCCACCAAUUGUCGACGAAUGGACACUUGUCGGCAGUCUUAAUGCUAGCGGCGGUAUGGCCAAUGUUAAACAAACACUAGAAACACAUUAUGCCACAUGGGUUAAUGAGACCACGCUUCAAGAAAUCGCUGCUGCUGGUUUAGAUCAUGUUAGAAUUCCAUAUGGAUACUGGGCUGUGAAAACGUAUCCUGGAGACCAAUAUCUUCCACAGGUAAGCUGGAGAUACCUCCUUCGAGCUAUUGAGUGGUGUCGUAAAUACGGACUUAGAGUGUCGUUGGAUUUCCAUGCUGCUCCUGGAAGUCAAAAUGGAUGGAAUCACAGUGGCCGCCAAGGAUACCCACACUGGUUAAAUGGUACUCAAGGACUGGUAUAUGGAAAUCAAUCUCUUGAAUUGCACGAUCAGUUAUCAAAAUUCUUUUCUCAAGAUCGUUACAAGAACAUUAUCACAUUUUAUGGACUGGUCAAUGAACCCAAAAUGCAGACUCUUAAUAACACACUGGUAAUUGACUGGACAAGCCAAGCUUAUGAUAUCGUACGAAAUAAUAGCUACACUGGCAACAUUGUUUUUGGAGACGGCUUCUUAGGAGCAGGAGCCUGGAAAGGCCAGUUCCCUCCAUCUGCUUAUCCCAAUAUGACUCUGGACAUUCACCAAUAUACUAUUUUCGACACAUACCUCAUUGGUCUGUCACAUGAAGCUAAGCUUAACCUUGUAUGCAACCAAUGGGCAACCACUAUGAAUUUAUCGUCAAACGAAAUGACAGGACAUGGACCUACUUUGAUUGGUGAGUGGAGUCAAGCUGACAAUGAUUGCACCCUUAAUUUGAAUAAUGUCGGUGUUGGGUCUCGUUGGGAAGGUAACUUCAAUCCUGGAUACAGUACUCCCCCAGUUUUUACACCGUCAUGUGAUGGUGCUAUCAAUUGUACGUGUUCGCCCUCAAACACUAAUCCCGAUAACUACUCUGACGCAUAUAAAGAGUAUCUGUUGCAGUUUGCCGAAGUCCAGAUGGAAGUGUUUGAAUCCAAUGGUGGCUGGGGUUCAAUUUACUGGACCUGGGAUACUGAGCUCGUUGAAUCGAGUCAAUGGUCUUACAAAAAGGGUAUUGAGUAUGGAAUCAUGCCCAAAGUGGCCUACCAACGUACAUAUAAUUGCUCGUCACAAGUACCUGACUAUGUAGCACUGGGACUACCAGAAAACUAUUAG
This is a messenger RNA of Sugiyamaella lignohabitans, 2322 nucleotides long. It is a transcript of the gene EXG2, whose product is annotated as Exg2p. NCBI's taxonomy places the organism in Eukaryota, Fungi, Ascomycota, Dipodascomycetes, Dipodascales, Trichomonascaceae. Bases 1 to 2322 code for a protein of 773 amino acids. Gene Ontology annotation, cellular component: extracellular region; cell surface. The record is from RefSeq and is a predicted model, not a curated record. Gene Ontology annotation, biological process: glucan catabolic process. The transcript has a single exon. Gene Ontology annotation, molecular function: beta-glucosidase activity.